Scedosporium apiospermum is the source of this 1848-nucleotide messenger RNA. RefSeq names its product Sorting nexin-41. Bases 1 to 1848 code for a protein of 615 amino acids. Gene Ontology annotation, biological process: retrograde transport, endosome to Golgi. The record is from RefSeq and is a predicted model, not a curated record. Gene Ontology annotation, molecular function: phosphatidylinositol binding. NCBI's taxonomy places the organism in Eukaryota, Fungi, Ascomycota, Sordariomycetes, Microascales, Microascaceae. The transcript has 5 exons.
AUGUGGAACGACGAGGAUAACAACCCCUAUGGCACCAGCUUCGCCCGAGCUGACUUGUCGCCGACCGGCAAUCCAUCAUCCCCAGAAUCAACAGGAUAUCCUAGAUACGAUGUACCCGCCACCCCGACAUCGACGACCGAUAGCGAACCGCCGAGCGCUGCGUUCGGAACGCAUGAUGAUAGCGACGAAGAGGACGCGGCUCGGGAACGCGGGGAGCUAGUUCCUCGGAGGAAACCCGGAGGCUACGAUAGUCGCAUCGAGCAGAUACUUUACGAGAACCCCGAGCUGCCCAUCCUCAUCACAGACGCUGGAAAGAGCCCAGAGAACGGCGGUCGUUAUAUUGUGUAUACCAUCAGAACUGAUGAUCUUGAGGUCCGGCGGCGAUACUCUGAAUUUGCGUCACUUAGGGAUGCUCUAACUAGGUUACAUCCGACACUCGUCAUUCCGCCCAUUCCAGAGAAGCACACGAUGGCCGACUACGCAGCGAACCCUACCAACGCCAAGCAAGACCAGCAGAUUAUCGACCUACGCAAGAGGAUGUUGGCCGUGUUUCUUAACAGAUGCCGGAGGAUGGAACAAGUGAGGACGGACGGUGUCUGGUGGAGGUUCCUGGACCCUAAUGCCAGCUGGAGCGAGGUUCUUCACUCUCACCCGAUUUCGUCUAUCCCCAAGUCUGUCCUUAAGGCUCCCCCUCUCGAUACUGCCAACCCUACCCCCGCUCACAACUACCUCCCGGUACCCGCCGGCUCCGCUAAGUUGAAGACUUCCUCGAACGCUACCCCUACGCAGGAUGUUGACCCCUACUCUGGAGGCGCGCUCACUCGCUUCCCCCCCGAGAACAAGAAGCUCAGCGAACAAGAGCUAGAUCCCUACUUCAUCUCUUUCGAGGCUUCUAUCAAAGAGCUCGAGCAACUUCUUACAGGUCCCAUUGAAAAGGUCAACCGAAGGACCCUCAGCCACCUCUCGUCCCUGGCAGCAGAUCUUUGCGAGCUUGGCUCUCGGUACAACGCCUUUGCGCUGUCAGAACAAUCGCCGACCCUAGGCGCGGCGAUCGAGCGUAUCGGCCAGGCCGCGGAUUCGUCGUACAUUGCGACCGAAGAGUUGUCCAGUUCUCUGGGUGCCAGCUUCGCGGAGCCGAUGCGGGAGAAUGCGCAGUUUGCCGGUGUCGUCAAGAGCGUCCUGAGAUACCGGGUUCUCAAACGCGUCCAGCAGGAGAUGACGAACGAGGACCUCAACAAGAAGAAAGCUCUGUUGGACCAGCUCGAGCACAGCGAGGCCGAAGCUCGAAGAAUCGAUCAGUACCUCAGCGGCAGCCAGACAAUCUCCUCUCCGCCUAGGAGGACCUCGGCAGCUCCAGAGCCCGUGUCGCGACACCAAAGAGACGGAAGCCAGGAUGAUGCGGAAUCGUUCGACUCCGACUUCCCACCCACUCACGGCGUCGGAUCAGUCCCGUCAGCAAGACAGGGCGUUCCAGAGCGGACCCCCAAUACUCCCGUGCACAGGAAGAUGCCUAGCGGCAACUCUAUCACGAACAAGAUCUUCGGACCCAUCCGCCAUGCUAUCCAAGGCGUGGCCGACGUUGACCCCGAGAGGACGCGUCGCGAUCUUAUUAGCAAGACGAGGGAGAGCAUUGAACAGCUUGAGCAAGCACAGGUGGCGUCUGCGCAGGAUGUUAAGGAUGCGAGCGCGAGUACUUUGCAGGACCUCAAGAGGUUCCAGCGCGAGAAGGAGGAUGACCUCCGGCGGUAUAUGCUCGCCUAUGCGCGGAGCCAAAUCGAAUGGGCGAAGAAGAACAAGGAGACGUGGGAAGAGGCACGGGCCGAGGUUGACAAGAUUGAGGUAGACUAG